This is a messenger RNA of Syngnathus typhle (broad-nosed pipefish), 1204 nucleotides long. RefSeq names its product impact RWD domain protein (gene impact). NCBI's taxonomy places the organism in Eukaryota, Metazoa, Chordata, Actinopteri, Syngnathiformes, Syngnathidae. The transcript has 11 exons. Bases 162 to 1121 code for a protein of 319 amino acids. Gene Ontology annotation, cellular component: cytoplasm. Gene Ontology annotation, biological process: regulation of translational initiation. Gene Ontology annotation, molecular function: protein binding. The record is from RefSeq and is a predicted model, not a curated record.
ACCCUGUUAGGCUAAACAGCUGAUACUCUCCGGAAAUCAAACACCCGGCGUCUUCACGUGUGGCCACGAUUCUUCGAAAUUCGUCGUAUUUAGUUUCUCAAGUUAUCAACUCUCUCGAACAAGUGUUUAUUUUCACACUAGAAACUCGUAGUGAUGUUUUAAUGGCUGACACGAUAACUCCAGAGAAUGAAGGUGAUGAUUUGCAGUCACAAAUGGAGGAGGUGGAGGCCUUGUCGUCCAUCUACGGUGACGAAUGGUGUGUCAUCGACGAGGCGUCCAGAAUAUUUUGCAUCAAAAUAUCAAAUGACAUGGCAGAGAACAAACUGACAGCUUGUUUGCAGAUUAUUCUCCCGCCUGAUUAUCCCAGCUCUGCCCCGCCAAUCUACCAGAUCAAUGCGGCGUGGCUGCGGGGCGCUGAGAGAGUUCGACUGGCCAACAGCCUGGAAGACCUCUAUGUCCAGCAUGCUGGGGAGAGCAUACUCUACAUGUGGGUGGAAAAAAUCCGAGAAUUCCUGCUCGAGAAAGCUCAAGACUCUGAAACAGUGGAGCAGUCAAAGCAGGUGACCCUCACCGCGGAGGAAGACGUGGAAGACGAAGACGUGCCAGACUUGACGAGUCUCACGUUGAGUGCAGAGGAUGCGCAACGUUUCCUGGAACACGCAAACGAUGAAGAGGCGCCGCCGAUCAAACACGGCGACUGCAUCACAGACCGCCGCAGCACCUUCCAGCCUCACCUGGCGCCCGUGGUGAUGCCAAGACAGGUCAAAGCCGCGCUGGAGCGGCUGUAUGACAACAAAAAGAUCGCCAGCGCCACUCACAACAUCUACGCGUAUAGGAUCUACUGCGAGGAUAAGAACAGCUUCCUGCAGGACUGCGAAGAUGAUGGUGAGACAGCGGCAGGUGGCAGGUUGCUCCAUUUGCUGCAGAUUCUGGACGUACGCAACGUGCUAGUAGUGGUGUCCCGGUGGUACGGAGGGAUUCUGCUAGGUCCGGACCGUUUCAAGCACAUCAACAACUGCGCUCGAAGUAUCCUGCUGCAAGAGGGCUACGCCGCCUCAUCGGAUGAUGUCACCAAAUCAGCAGGGAAGGCAAAGCGGCUAAAAGGCAAGAAGACAAAAUGAUUGUGGCGGAAAAGACUUUUAAUCUAUUAUGUUCCAACCUUUGUUGGAAAGCAUUUUAGUAAGUAUUAAAAGGCAACAUUUUA